AUGUUCCCCUGGUCGGCCAUUUUCUCCUCAGAGCCCCAGGUCCCUGGCCAGCGGUCCCCAGAGGAGCUGGUGACCAAUAACCUGAUGCUGGAGCUGGGCGCCCUGCUGAAGCGCACCGAGCGACUCCGCCAGGAGAGGGCGUCGGAGGUGCGCAAGCGGAGAUCCAGCGUGGACUACAGUUGGCUGGCUGCGCCGCCCCCGAAACAACCCUUCGAGCUCACCCCUGGGGAGGUGCUGGAGUUGCAGGACCUGUGUGCCAAGAUCCGCCCGUCCCAGUGCGGCCCUGUCAUACUGAGGUUCAGGAAGCUGGUGACAGAGUUUGAGCCGGACGUCAACGAGGUGCCCCGGAUCUUCCGCUCGGUGCUGAACGACUGCCUGGACGAGGACGAGAUCGGGAUGGAGGAGGACGAGAGGGCGCAGGCCAGCCGCUGGGAGAAGCAGCGCAGCAAGAGCCUGUCCUACGUCACCUUCCGCUCCAAGCUGCGGAUCAACCCCUUCCGGGGCGGUCUCAAGGGACACGACGAGGAGGCCUGGACAUGCGACGAGGAGGACGACGUGCCGGUGGGGGUCGUCGGAAGGACGAGGAGGGUGAGGAGCAUGCCCGACAUGACCCCCAUCGAGGAGAGGGCACAGAGCUAA
Molecule: messenger RNA, 639 nt
Organism: Megalops cyprinoides (Indo-Pacific tarpon)
Lineage: Eukaryota; Metazoa; Chordata; Actinopteri; Elopiformes; Megalopidae
Product: protein RD3-like
Exons: 2
Coding region: 1-639 (212 amino acids)
Source: RefSeq, a predicted model, not a curated record